UUUGUUCCAAUUAAUCCUCUCUAUAGUUGUUUAUUGGUAAAGCAAAAGAAAUUUUUUUAACUUCAUGGGUAGCUUCGCAGCCAGGUGGAGGGUUCUGAGCGGCGAGGACGAGUGGGAGGGUCUACUAGACCCUCUCGACAUCGAUCUUCGCCGCUACAUCAUUCACUAUGGUGAAAGGGCUGGAGCCAUUGGUUACGGAUUCAUUGACAAGCCAACAUCAAUUUCGAAGAAUAUCGGACUUCCCCGGUAUGCCAAGAGAAAUUUAUUCUCUAAGGUGGGUUUGGAGACAGGCAAUCCAUACAAGUACGAGGUGAAGAAGUAUUUGUAUGCAGCAACAAGAUUUGCGCCUGGGAAAUCAAUCUUGUUGGGAUUUGUUGCGGUGUCGACGGAUGAAGGAAGUAAAGUGUUAGGAAGGAGGGACAUUCUGAUUUCAUGGAGAGGAACCAUGUUGGACCAAGAGGUAGAGGUCGACGCUACGAUACUUUUUUUCUCAGCUUCUGAUAUUCUGGGGAAGGAACAUAAUCCUCAGGUGCACCUUGGUUGGCAUGGCUAUUAUACUAAUCUUGACUCUGAGUCAGCACACAAUAAAACUGCUAGUUGCAGAGAUCAGGUUCUAGCUGCAGUUAGAGAACUAGUAGACCAAAACAAGGACGAGGAGAUCAGCAUUACUGUCACUGGCCACAGCAUGGGUUCAGCUAUUGCAGUUCUAAAUGCAACUGAUAUUGUUUAUAACGGAUACAAUAAGCCUACAAACUCAAACAAUGUGAGUCUUGUCACAGCCAUUGUGUUUGCCUGCCCAAAUGUGGGAGACCAAGGCUUCAAGAAGGUAUUCUCUAGUCUCGAAAAUCUUCGGGUCUUGCGUAUCACCAACGAAUGGGAUCCUGUCCCUAAGUUACCAAUUCUACCUUAUGUUCCUGUUGGAAAAGAGUUGGUAAUCGACACUCUCAAAUCGCCCUACUUGAAGAAUGCAAUAGACUCUGUGCAUCAGUUGGAGGUUUACUUGCAUGGAGUGGCAGGAACACAAGGGAGAAACAAUGAUUUUAAAUUGGAAAUUAAUCGAGAUCUUGCAUUGGUAAACAAAAUUUUGGAUGGUCUAGAUGAUAAAUAUCAUAUAAUUCCUAAGUGGUGGAUAGAGAGGAACAACUCUAUGGUUCAGAUGGAGGACGGCUCCUGGGAGUUAAUGGAUCAUGAGAAAGAUGACGACGACGAUGAUGAUGGAGCCCAGUAUUUAAAUUGACAAUCAUGUGGGACUGGGAUAAGGAACAACUCCACGCACCAAAUAAACUAUAGCAUCUAGUUUUAAUGUUCCUAUUGUUUCCUUAGUUUGUAGCUCAAAUGGUUAAGAGCAUGUACCCUUACACUCGAAGUUUGGUUCGAUUUCCCUCCUCUUCUAACUUGUAUAAAAAAUAAAUAAAAUAAAAUCAAGAAUUCCUUUUCGUUUGUCCAAGAAU
Molecule: messenger RNA, 1451 nt
Organism: Prunus mume (Japanese apricot)
Lineage: Eukaryota; Viridiplantae; Streptophyta; Magnoliopsida; Rosales; Rosaceae
Product: phospholipase A1-IIgamma-like
Biological process (GO): lipid metabolic process
Molecular function (GO): glycerophospholipid phospholipase A1 activity
Source: RefSeq, a predicted model, not a curated record